GAAAGUGUAAUUAAAAUGGGGAGUUACAAAGUAUGUUACUGUUUUAUAAGAAAGUUUAAAGUAACCGAAGCUGAUCCACCAUCAGACGUCAAAGAAUUAUUUAAAAAAUAUUCCGGUGAUGGUGUCUAUAUGACGGUGGAUCAGCUUCGGCUUUUUCUAGAGGAAUAUAAUGGACAGGCUGUCUUGGUUUCGGAUGCUGAAAAGAUAGUUGAACAAAUACUUCAUAAAAGACAUCAUCAUCUUGCAAAGUUGAUUCAUAGAAGAUCUAUUAGUUUAGAGGAUUUUCAUCAUUUUUUGUUUUGUACCGAGCUUAAUCCGCCCAUUACAUCUCAAGUUCAUCAAGAUAUGAAUGCUCCUUUAUCACAUUACUUCAUAUACACGGGCCACAAUUCUUACUUGACCGGGAACCAGUUAAGUAGCAAUUGCAGCAUAGUUCCGAUCAUCAAAGCACUCAAACGAGGUGUAAGAGUCAUUGAACUUGAUCUAUGGCCAAAUCCAUCAAAAGAUAAUGUACAUGUACUUCAUGGAAGGACACUAACAAGCCCGGUAAAACUUAUUGAUUGCUUGAAAGCAAUCAAAGAGAAUGCUUUCAUAGCGUCGCCUUAUCCAGUCAUCAUAACACUAGAAGACCACCUUACUCCCGAUCUUCAAGAGAAAGUAGCCGAGAUGGUCACUGAAACAUUUGGAUCGAUGCUAUUUUACCCUGAAUCAGAAAAGUUUGAAGAACUCCCAACUCCUGAAAGCUUGAAGAAUCGGAUUUUAAUUUCAACCAAACCUCCAAAAGAGUACCUUGAAAUCAAAGAGGACAAGCGUACCAGCUCACAAAAGAACCAAGUUUCUGAUUUAGAUGAUGAUGCUUGGAGUGAGGACAAUAGUUUUAAGUCAGGAAGUGAUAGGAGUGAGAUUGAUGCUGAAAACGAAGAAUUGUUAAAGGCAAAGAAACCUCCUUCAUCUCCUGUUUACAAGCGGCUGAUUGCAAUUCAUGCAGGCAAACCCAAAGGUGGAUUAAAGGAUGCACUGAAAGUUGAGAAGGACAAAGUUAGGCGCCUAAGUUUGUCAGAGCAAGGGUUUGAAAAGGCUGUCGAAAAUCAUGGACAGGACGUAGUGAGGUUCACGCAGAAGAAUAUUCUUAGGAUUUAUCCCAAAGGGACUCGUAUUACCUCCUCCAACUACAAGCCACUAAACGGCUGGCUACAUGGAGCUCAAAUGGUUGCAUUUAAUAUGCAGGGUUAUGGUAAAUCACUUUGGUUAAUGCAUGGAAUGUUCAGAGCUAAUGGAGGUUGUGGUUAUGUUAAAAAACCGGAUUUUUUGAUGAGAUGUGGGCCGAAGAACGAGGUGUUCAACCCGAAAGCAAAGCUUACAACCAAGACAUCAUUAAAGGUGAAAAUCUACAUGGGAGAUGGAUGGCAUUUGGAUUUUAAGAAAACUCAUUUCGACAAAUACUCCCCUCCGGAUUUCUACACUAGGGUGGGUAUAGCUGGAACAUCUGUUGAUAAGAAAAUGAGAAAAACCAAGAUCAAGGAGGACAAUUGGACGCCUGUUUGGAAUGAAGAGUUCACAUUUCCAUUAGCAGUUCCUGAAUUAGCUUUACUUAGAGUUGAAGUACAUGAUUACAACAUGUCCGAAAAGGAUGAUUUUGCUGGUCAAAUUUGUCUUCCUGUUUCAGAGUUGAGGCCUGGAAUUCGUGCAAUCCCACUCUGUAACCGCAAAGGCGACCAAUAUGCAUCAGCAAGGUUACUCAUGAGAUUCGAGUUUGUAUAAAAUAUGUCUAAGCAAAUUCAUUUUCUAAGAUAUAUGUACACUUAGAUUAGAUUAGCUCAUUAUUUAUUUUUGAAGUCGGCUGGUUGGAUUGCAUGCUAUUCGUUGAGUCUAUAGUCAUCAUUUGUUCUAGGAUAGAGUUGUAAUCUUUCAAUUUUGCAAUAAAACCUCUGUAUAUAUGUUUGUGAAAGCAAAUUUUCCAUA
Erigeron canadensis is the source of this 1962-nucleotide messenger RNA. Its product is annotated as phosphoinositide phospholipase C 4-like. Gene Ontology annotation, biological process: lipid metabolic process; phosphatidylinositol-mediated signaling. The transcript has 7 exons. The record is from RefSeq and is a predicted model, not a curated record. NCBI's taxonomy places the organism in Eukaryota, Viridiplantae, Streptophyta, Magnoliopsida, Asterales, Asteraceae. Gene Ontology annotation, molecular function: phosphatidylinositol-4,5-bisphosphate phospholipase C activity. Bases 16 to 1761 code for a protein of 581 amino acids.